Molecule: messenger RNA, 2594 nt
Organism: Brienomyrus brachyistius
Lineage: Eukaryota; Metazoa; Chordata; Actinopteri; Osteoglossiformes; Mormyridae
Product: very long-chain acyl-CoA synthetase-like
Exons: 10
Coding region: 232-2103 (623 amino acids)
Molecular function (GO): long-chain fatty acid transmembrane transporter activity; long-chain fatty acid-CoA ligase activity
Source: RefSeq, a predicted model, not a curated record
ACACGAUUAUAAACAUCCAGCGAAACUCUCUCCGUACAGCAUCUCAGGCGCCCGCGCGCAGCCCCACUUCCGUAUCUUCCAGAGUUCAGAGCGACUCCUCGGUCACGUGAUUCUCCGUAAGACGGGAAUCGUCUUCGCAACCCGCGCACUGUACGGUACUGCAUCGGUUCUCACUGGCUGUAACUAAGAUCAUUAUUGAAAACCUUGCUUUCAAGCGAAUAUGAUGUAUUAAUGGUGUUCGGCAUGUUCACGCUGUAUGCUGCUCUUGCCGGACUAGCAGUCCUGCCGUUUCUCCUGUGUUCCUGGUUUCCUUACUUACUCCACGAUUUAAGAUACUUCUUAGCGACAGUUCACGUUGGCAUUUUUAUUUCGAAAUGCGAACGAAAAAAGCCUUGUUAUACCGUAUUGGACUGCUUUUUGGACAAGGUGAAGAAGAACCCGAACAAAGCCUUCAUUGUUUUCGGUGAUGAAACAUAUAGUUAUAAGGACGCGGAUAAAGUCAGCAAUAAAAUUGGCAGAGCUUUGCUGACACACGCUCGCUUGAAAGAGGGCGAUACCGUCGCAGUUUUCCUCGGAAAUGAACCCCUGUACGUGUGGAUUUACUUGGCCCUGGCGAAACUGGGCUGUGUCGUUGCGCUGCUGAACUGCAACAUUAGAUCCAAAUCCCUACUGCAUUGUUUUUCUUGUUCGGGGGCGAGAGUAUUAAUAGCCGCAGCAGAUUUGAAAAGCGCCGUUGAAGAGGUGUUACCGGGGCUGAAGGAGACUAACGCCUCUGUGUUCAUUCUGGACGAAGAAUGCGAGACCCAAGGAAUAGAAACGCUCUCGGACAAAAUCAGUCAGGCCUCCGAUGAAGCGAUAUCCCCAACCUGUAGGUCAAAUAUUACUAUGAAAUCCCCUACAGUGUACAUCUAUACAUCCGGCACAACAGGACUUCCUAAGGCUGCAGUGUUAAACCAUGAGAAGGUCUGGCUGCUGUCUUCUCUACAAAAAUUAAAUGGAGUGACCUCUGGUGAUGUGAUGUACGUUUACCUUCCACUCUACCAUGCCUCUGGAUUCCUUAUGGGACUUUGCGGUGGAAUUGAAAGAGGUGUGACCAUUGUGUUGAAACACAAGUUUUCCGCUUCCCAGUUCUGGGAUGAUUGCCGAAAGUAUAAUGUGACCGUGAUACAGUACAUUGGAGAAAUAAUGCGAUACCUUUGCAACCAACCGAAGAAAGACAAUGACCGAGAUCACAAGGUCAGACUGGCUAUCGGCAACGGCAUACGGACAGAUACUUGGUCUGAGUUUCUGCGGCGGUACGGAAAUGUACGAAUCGGCGAGUGUUAUGGUGCGACAGAGAGCAACAUUGCUUUUCUGAACUACGUCGGAAAACUUGGUGCAUGCGGAAGGGAGUUUUUUCUGUUUAAGAUGUUUUGCCGGUACGCACUGAUUAAAUAUGACACAGAGAAGGAAGAUCCAGUGAGGGACUCCAGAGGAUUCUGUGUGCAGGUGCCAAAAGGAGAGACCGGGCUUUUGGUGGCGAAAAUAACCAAAAUCACUCCGUUCGCUGGAUAUGCUAGAAACCCGCAGCAAACGCAGAAGAAGCAGCUGAGGGAUGUGUUUCAGAAAGGUGACUUAUAUUUCAACACCGGAGACCUCAUGAAGAUUGAUCACGAAGGAUUCGUCUACUUUCAGGAUCGUAUUGGAGACACUUUCAGAUGGAAGGGGGAGAAUGUUGCCACCACUGAAGUUGCUGAAGUUCUGAUCAUGGUGAAUUGCAUUAAAGAAGCUAAUGUGUUUGGUGUCAAGGUACCAGGACAUGAGGGUAGAGUAGGAAUGGCUGCACUUUUGCUGGAAGAUGGUGAAAAUUUUGAUGGAGCCAGGACCUAUGAGGUUGUACAGUCCUAUCUGCCCAGCUAUGCAAGACCGCGAUUUCUCAGAAUCCAGAGUUACCUGCCUGUCACUGGGACAUUUAAGCAGAUGAAGGUAAAGCUGGCGGAGGAAGGCUUUGACCCAGGUGUGAUUCGGGAUCCUUUGUACUUUCUGGACGACAGCAAGAAGAGCUAUGUUCCACUGGCACGGGACGUGUACGAGUCAAUAAGGGACGGCACGGUGAAGCUGUGAACAGUGUGUGAAAUGGGGAAUUGAGCUUUAAAUAAUUAUGAUUAUUCAAAUAAUAGUGAUAAUUACUGCACAUGUAUAAUUAAACUGUGUUUCCCACCAAAGCUAUAAAAGUAAAAAAUUGCAGUAAAUAUGAAAAUAAAACAGAAAAUAUUAUAUACAUUAUAGAUACACAGUAUCAAGCUGAGUAGUGCUGAGGAGUGCUGCAGUGUAGUCAUAUAAUCUUUUAUUAAGAUUAGCAGUGUAUUACAGCAGUCAUACGGAUGAGAAUUAGCACUAUGAGCAGCUGUUGUUUGGUGGGGUGAGUGGGCAGGUGGGCAGGUGGCUGUGUACCGAAUGCUCGGGCUGCUGUGGUGGGGAUGCAUUUCCUCUCAUUGCUGGGUGAAUCAACUAGGAAUGUGAAAGCCGAUAAAUGGGUUUUUAUCUGAAUACUCUGAGUGCUGGUCAUGUGACCUGUUCAUUUGUUGAAUAUUAAACUUACAUGCCAGUCUGGA